AUGGCUGUGUCAGGUGUGUGGUCUGUCGUGUUGUGUUGUUGUACCUUCAGAUACUACUACGCUCCUGACGCCGCUGCCUCCCUCGACCCUAUGCGGCCGACGCCGGCGCUCGCCGCCGGCCGACGCACGGUCGCAAGCUUCCUAUCCUCCACGGAAUGGAUGCUUCCGUCUCCGGCCACCCGAGUCCACACCAUCUCCGUCCUUCCCUCUCGUCCCGAGUUCACCUUCUCCAACCUCACGCCGCCGCUCAGGAAUGGCGGCGGCAACGGGGGAGAGACUGGCAAUCCUAGGUUCCAGAUAGUACGGGACGACCUCCUCCACCCGCUCGCCAACGGCAACAAGGCGCGCAAGUUCGACGCCCUCCUGCCCGUCCUCCGCCACUGCGGCGCUACUGACAUCGUUACAUGUGGGGGUUGCCAGAGCGCCCAUGCCGCAGCCGUCGCGGUUCAUUGUGCCGAAUGGGGAAUCAGGCCACAUAUACUGCUGAGAGGCGAGCAACUGGAUGUUCCCACAGGGUAUAAUCUGAUCUCAUUGAUGUUUGGCAAUGUGACAUAUGCCUCUCGGUCUUUGUAUGCCCAAAGAGAUGAGAUGCUUUAUGAGCAUGCCAUAAAGGUUGCAGGAUCUAGUGGCACAGUGAUGUGGGCAGAUGAAGUUAUAGGAAAGGAUUUGGGUGUAGACACCAUUGAUGGAAAUGGUUCAAGAAGAGUAAUGAUUGUUAAGGAAGGGGCAGGUAGUGUUCAAGCACUGCUUGGUGUCAUGCGGCUACUGGAGUAUCUUUCUGGUUUGACAUUGUUUGGAAAGGAUGAGAAAGUUCAUAUGGUUGUAGAUUCUGGAACAGGCACAACAGCUGUGGGGUUAGCUCUUGGAGCGGUAUGUCUAGGACUCCCGUGGAGGGUUACCGGUGUUAUGCUUGCUGACACACUUGAAAGAUAUAAACAACGAGAGAGAUCUCUUGUAUCUGAUUUUGAGAAGGUUUUCCCAGAAAUCUACCAUGGAAUGGUGGAAGAUGCUACUCAUGACAAUCUAGUUCAAUGGGUGGAGCGCUUUUCACCUAGAAGAUUUGGCAAGGUGCUGGAUGGUGAAAUCGCAAUGUGCCGCCAGGUAGCUCAACAGACAGGUAUCCUGCUGGAUCCGAUGUACACCUUGGCUUCCUGGGAGCAAGCUGUUGAUCUUUGCUGUGGAGACAGUGAAGACAAGGUCUUGAUGAUCCAUACGGGUGGCACCCUUGGCCUUUUUGGAUUGGCACAAAGGUAUUCACCACAGUUCACCACAGGCGAACAAUCUUAA
Miscanthus lutarioriparius is the source of this 1287-nucleotide messenger RNA. NCBI's taxonomy places the organism in Eukaryota, Viridiplantae, Streptophyta, Magnoliopsida, Poales, Poaceae. The record is from the annotation of a GenBank genome assembly.